This is a messenger RNA of Limulus polyphemus (Atlantic horseshoe crab), 6185 nucleotides long. RefSeq lists its product as uncharacterized. Lineage: Eukaryota; Metazoa; Arthropoda; Merostomata; Xiphosura; Limulidae. The transcript is spliced from 5 exons. The record is from RefSeq and is a predicted model, not a curated record. Bases 220 to 1308 code for a protein of 362 amino acids.
GGCGUAUGUUAAUCAGGAAAAGAGAACUGAUUGUUGUUCUCUGGACUGUUUGUCUGAGGUAAAAUCUAAUAUUCUGUGCAGGUAACGUCAACGUUGAAAACACAGAAGAAGAAUCAGAGAUUGCGUAUUGCAGUUCCAAAUUAAAAAAAAAUGGACAUUGAUGUUAGAUGGUUUUAUAAAAUGCGACUAAAAUAGAAAAUUCUGUGGCCCAGGUGUGUUAUGGUGGAACAGAUGAAGUCAAAAAGCUUUGUUGCACUCUUAGCUUGCAUUGUCUUAACAAGCAUUAUAGUGUGCCUGUUUGGAGAUUCAAAGCCCUCUAUUCACGAGUUUGUGUCUACAACACAGAAACAGCUUACAAAACAACUCAAAGGCAUUAAAGUGCUACCUUCCGAGGCUCCUGAAGUUGAUGUCAACCAAAAUUAUUUGAAACUUCUGGGCUUUACAAACAAUCCAAGGUUGUAUCCUUCAAGUACUUGGAGCAAUGUGACAUUACCGGUAAUAGUAACUGCUGUUUCGUCAGGUGAAACUGGUCUGGCUGUUGGGCUCAUCAGGUCAAGCCAGAAAUAUCUCCCAGAUCAUGUUGUAUUAUUAUAUGAUCUUGACUUGUCAGAAGAAGAGGCUGCUAUUCUUGUGAAAACCUGUAAUCUUACCAAAUGUUCUGUUCAAAAGUUUGAUUUUGAUUCUUUUCCGUCACAUCUUCAUAGUCUGAAACUUUCUGCUUUUCGACCAGUAAUAAUUCAGGAAGUCUUAAAUAAGGCAGGAGCUGUGCUUUGGUUGGAUAUUCAGUUCAGAUUUAAUAAAACUCUUCCAUCUAGUGUACUGAAAAAUGCAGAGCAAAAGGGCCUUGUGGCAUGGAAGCUUGAUCAUCCAACUUCAUCCCUCACACACCAAAAAAUGUUUGACUAUUUUCACAUUUCACAAGAAUACUACUACUUCCACCACAUGGUUGAUCCUAGUCAUAUAAUUCUCUACAAUACCGAAUCAAUUCAUCACAAGCUGAUGCUACCAUGGGUGCAAUGUGCCCUCACCUUAGACUGCAUCGCUCCUAUUGGUGCUCAGGGUUCGGGUUGUAGGUUUAACAAGAAACCUAUGUAUCGGUAUUCCGGUUGUCACCGCUAUGACAUGUCGGCUUUAAAUGUGGUGUUGGGUUUGAUGUACAACUUUAGUGCUCACAAUUAUGUGGCUAGCUAUAAAGACAAGUUUUUUGAUUUGGUCAAACAGGAAACCAUAUCUAAACCAUCAAAACCUUUAUUGACAAGAAAUACAACAGGCGAAACAUUAAGUUAUGGUAGAAAUAGAAAUGUCUAAUGAGAGAUACCAAUAUUCAUUCAGUGAAACUGAUUUUCUCAACAACAGGUAGCACUAAAGUUAGGAUCUGCACCUCCCCCAUUUUGACAUCUAUUUGAGAAAAAAUUUAAUUGCACCAUUUUCUGUAAUAGUGUUUAAAGAAAACUCAAAGCAUGCUAUACAAAAAUCAGGGAUUACCAGGAAGUUCCUUGCAAUUUAAUUUUUUGUUUUGUUUAUGUUGCAAAAUUGACAUAAUAUAAGUGUGCUUAUAUGCAAGAGCUUAGGAUUUGUAACAUAGAUUCUAGCUGUUUUUAGUAUUUGUUGAAAACAUUGUAUUGCUUGUUUGUAUGUAUGUAUGUACUUCAGUUACUAAGUACGAAAAUUCAGGCCUGGAAAACCAGUCAGAAUGAGAAAAUACCACAUAUCAGAGAUUGUUUAUUUCAUUUUUUUAUUUUAAUUUUUUACCUAAGUUAUUGUUCACAAAACACUACUGAAAAAAACCCCAAAAAACUGAACAUGUUGCAUGGAUUUUUGUAAAUCCAGAUUCUCUAAUGAAAAUUACUCAGUUGUUUAUGGUUUUUGUCUUGUCUACCUGUCUGUUAAUGGUAUCUGUUUGUACAUUUUUCAUAUCUCCAUUUGUUUUUCACCUGUGUCUCUUUACAGUUUUACUUCCCCCACUUGUCAUUUAUUUGUGUCUGUGUGUGCAAUUUUCCUUCCCCCACUUGUUUAACUGUCUCUGUAUACGUUUUUCUUCUUCCCACUUUUAACUGUUUUUGUACAUUUAUCAUCUUCCCAUUUGUCUUGUAAUGUUGUCUGUGUAAAUGUUUUGUCUAUCCACUUCUUUUUUUCUGUAUCUUUGCACACUUUUUGUCUGUACAUUUGCCUUUUUAACAAUGGCUGUAAAUUUCAUACCUCAUGGUAUCUAUGAACAUUUUUCGUCUCUUCAUUUGUCUUGUAAACCCACCUGUUCCAUCUAGUGAUGUUUACUAGCUAUUAACCCAAACCAUCAGAACAUCUGUGAAAUCCAAUCUGAUGUGGUGUACAUUAGUUUCCUAGUACUCAUAACGUUUCUUCUGCACAUACACUUCUUAUGAAUAGAGAGAUAAAAGGAUCUUCUAAGGAGCUGAUGAUAUCAGAAGUUUUCUGUUUUGUUUCUUAUGAAAACCAAACUAUGUAAGUCUCAAACAAAACAAAAUUAAUGUUACAUAUGUUUUGUGGCAUUGGUUUUUACUGUCCGUUUUCUCUGUGAUCCAGUGUAUUUGUAGGAAUAUAUAUGAGAUUUACAACAAAAAUGUCAUUCUUGCUUAAACUAUACUUGUUAGAGAAACAAAUUUAUAACUUUCUGACUGAAGAGUAACACUUAAUCAUCUAUAGAAACUUAAAAAAACAACGGAAAAUUUUUUUUUCAAUGUUGAAUAUUUUAUCAAAAUUAUGAAGAUUUCAAAAAUAUUCCUGAACUAUAAAUGAAAAUAUAUGAGAAAUAUUUAAAUUUAAGUAUUAGAAGUAUUCUUUAACAUGAAGCAAAAGAGAAUUAGGUGUAAUAAUUUCAAACUUUGGCUAGCCAUGUACAGUUUUGAAAUACAGUGUAUUGAUAACACCACCAGUGUGAAAACAGAUGAUUUAAUCUGAAAGAGGGACUCUGAAAAAAAGGUUAUUAAAUAUAUAAUUUUGUUGGAAAUUUACCAUAGGUUUUAUCAAAUUCAUUGUAAUAAUGUUAGGUAUAAAUGCAAGUAAGGAUAAAUGUAUAAUUUAACACUUACAAUAAUACUUACAUUUACUAUCAAUAAACACAUGCAUAAAUGCUUGCAGAUAAAUUGAUGAUUUUGAAAAUUUAAGAAACUCUUUUUUUUUUCUCAUUAUAAUUUUUGUUUUGGUGACAGUAUACUUAAUGAAUAAUAGAACCAAAAUUUUUUGCCACAUAAUUUUGGAUUAUCUUUGAAGUUUUAGCAUGACAAUAAAAAUAUCGAGGUUGUGUUUUUUUUUAUUUUUGUGAAAUGUGAACCAUCAAAUUAUAUAAAUUGGCUUUGAUAUAUACAACUUACAUAGUUAUUUUGAAUAUUCAUUAGUAUUUUUGUUGAUUUUCAUGUCAGUUUAAUCAAAAGGGAGAUCUUCCUAAGGGGCUGAAAAUUAAAUAUUAAUCUGUAGUAAUGAAUCGUAAUAUCUACAGUAUAAAAAUCCUAGCAUAUUUAAUGUGAAUUGUGCUUAGAGAUUAAGUAAUAUGUUAAUUCAUGAUUUUUCAUCUCUAGAAUAAGUUAGUUAAAUUUCUUUUAAAAAUCUUGUUAAUACAUUUGUUGAUUACUUACUUUUAGCCCUGUAACAUAUACCUUUUUUGUUGAAGUUGUAUCAUAUGUUUAAUGAGCAGACUAGUGAUGUUAAGUAUUAUUAAGACUGAAGAAUAAAGGCAUAAUUUAGAAACAGAAUAUAUUUAAUUGGAUCGGUAAUGUUUUUAAACAAAUAUAUUAACAACAGGAGACCAGGAUUGUUAGAGUUGUUAUAUUUCAAUGGAGGAAAAAUGUUUAUUAAGGAACAAUACAGAAUUUAAUGAUACAGUUUCAGGAUCUUUUCUUUUGCUUAAGUAAAAGAUUGGUAAGCUUCAGUAAUCUUCACGACUUGACAACUAACUUGGUUAAGGUCUUGUUGAAAACCUUUUGUUGGCUAACAGCCAGAUGUUGUGAUUGUUUUAUAUGCUUUAGUUGUUUUGAAACUAAUUUUGAAUUCAGCAUUGUUGUUGCUUUUAGUAAGGAGUUGUUAACAGUUGUUAUCAUUUAAAAAGUAUCAAAGAUGAAAAAGCCAAAUUUUUUUAAAUAAAAUGUCAGUAGAGUUAUUUAAAUUUUAUUUAUUCUUUUUUUUUCUUUUGAUGUGUUUCUUUUAAUACUUACGACUCACAGAACAUUUCUCCCUCCACAUCAGUUUUUAUAUUUCAACAUUUAUAUGUUUAAUAAAAGAGGUGGGUCUGGAUUUAUAAAACGGUGUUCAAUAAUUUGUUAUGGUGACACUUGUGAAUGUUCCCUGACUAAGAACACGAGUUCUGUUUUUGUUGGUGUCUAUUUUGUACACUUUUGAGUUCUUCUUUGCUAGUGUUGUCCCUCUUUUUAAGUUUUGUUACAAAUUCUUCACAAGUGAAAUUGGUAAUGUUAGACAUAAUGUUUACUAACUUCAAAUAGUUUGUUUGACUUGUAGCUUUUAAGCUGUAAGCAGUGAAACGUCUUGUGUAAAUAUUGCUCAUUGUGAGAAAAUAGGUAUUCAAAAUACAGCCAUAUUAUGAACUUGUCUUCUGUCGUAUUGCGCACUAUUUAACAAUAGAAACUCUUGCAUCUGUAGACUCAAAUACAAACUGUUAAUGCAAUUGGCUCAGAGAAAGACAAGGUGAUAUUUUCUGAAAGUACAUUAUUUAGUAUUUUUUUGUUUGACAUCAACAUUCCUUAUAAAAUAUAUAUACAAAAUGAAGUAUUUCAAAAAUGUUCACAGCUGUGAUUCUGUUAUAGAUACUAGUAGCUUAAAAAAUUAACAUUUUUUGACUAAUAUGAAAAAAAAUAAGUUGAUGAAACUGAAUAAAAUCGUUGUUUGUCUGUAUUAAUCCUAGAUGACCAUUUUUGUAUUUGUAUCGGUAAGAAUUUUUUAGGGUAGUAUUUUUUCAUAGAGAAAAUAAUGAUCCCUAUUUAAAAAUGAUGAUAACCUAGAUACUCAGCUGAUUGGUCUAACAGUAUUGUGGAUACUUAUACACUAGUGUUGGUUUUGGUUUGUCCUAUUAAAGUGAGUGGAAAGCAUAUGAAAAGUGUAAUAAGUAAGACACUGAAGCCAACAAACAGAGCAAAGUAUUACAGUGUUUAUUCAUAAAAUAGGAUGAGUGUGACCUACCCAGAAAUGAAUUGCAGGAGGAUAUGUGAUGAACCAGAUCUAUGAUUCUCCAACUGUUCAGAUAUUUCAUUGUGAAGUUGUAUGUGAAACUUUACAGGUUUUUCAGUGGGGGCAUCCAGAUGGGUACUUUACCAUUGGAAGUUUCAUUUGUAUCAUUAUUUACUCAUGUCUUAUCCUUAAUGGUAGUCCAAUUUUAGGAUCCAACCCUAAAUAGGUGGAUGUUGGAGUCCAGACCCAUCUUAAGACAGCUUUAGACUUUGAACAGUGAUGUAGGAGGCUCUAGUUGUUAAUUCAUACUGCACUGAAUAUUUGGUAGUUUUCUACAUUCUUCUUACGUAUAUAUAUAUAUAUUGGAUUUUAUUCAUAUUGAAAUAUGUCCUGGUUGAGACCGUCAUCCUUGUGAUCCUGCAAACCGUUUGUCUGCUUUAUAAUUUAUGCCAUAAUGUAGUGUUUUUCUAGUAAUUCUAAAGUGUAAAAUAACUAAGUGGUUAGGUGUAAUUUGUCAGAUUUGCACGAGACUGUUCAUCCUGGUGUGCAGAUGUUUUUUUAAAAUUGAAAGUCAGAUUUAAAUGCUCUCUUUUAAUAUCAAAAUAAAGCAUCCUUGCAAACGUUAUGAAGAUGGUGUAAUCCCAUGUGUUGGGUAUGUAAAGCUAAAGUAAGACUUUUUCAGGGAAAAGCUCCUCAUUGUGAUAGAACAAAUUACAAAGUAGCUUCUCCGUUAAAAUUGUCAUACCCGUGGCGGCUUUUUUGUGUUGUUUUGUAGAAUGAGGUUUUCAUAUGUACAUAGCUUUGAUGAAAGCCUGGUUUGUAUCGUAGCUAGCAAUGCGCUGUUUGAUUUUUCUAGUAAAAUACAGUGCUUAAAUAUGUAGCCAGUAAUUACUGUUGUAGAGAUAAAAUCAGUAUCAUUUUUCAGUUGGAAAGUAACGUGACAUUGGUUAUAGUGUGCCGAAAUUUCUCAUGUAUACUAGUCAAUUUCAUGUAAGUCAUGAACGAUUCAAGUGUGUGGACACACCAAUAAACACGAUUUGAACCUGAGCAAA